AGAGACAGGGUUUCACUAUGUUAGCCAGGAUCAUCUCCAUCUCCUGACCUCGUGAUCCAUCCACCUCAGCUCCCAAAGUGCUGGGAUUACAGGCUGGAGCCACCGCUCCCGGCUGGAUCUUUUGUAUUUCUGCAGGAUUAGUUGUAAUGUCAUCUUUGUUGUUUCUGACUGUGCAUAUUUGAAUCGUCUGUUUUUUUCUUUUUAAUCUAGAUAGUAGUCUGCUGAUUUUGUUUAUCCUUUUAAAGAAACAGCUUUUGGUUUCAUUGAUCCUUUUUAUGAAUAUUUAGGAGUUGAUUUCGUUUUCUCCUUUGAUUUCAGUUAUUUAUUCUACUAGCAUUGCGGUUAGUUUGUUCUUGCUUUUCUAGUUCCUCUUGGUGUGUUACUAAAUUGGGAAUUGCAGAUCAUUCUAACUUACUGACGUAGGUGCUUAGCACUGUAAGUUUUCCUCAUAAUACUGUGUUUGCUGCAUCUCAGAGAUUUUGGCAUGUUGGUUGUGUCUCUGUUUUCAUUUAUUUCAAAUAUUUUUUUUGAUAUCUGCCUUAAUUUUAUUGUUUACCCCAAAGUCAUUCAGGAGUAAGUUGCUUAAUUUCUAUGUAAUAGUGUACUUCUGAGAGAUCUUCUUGGUAUUGAUUUCUACUUUUAUUCCACUGUGGUCUGAAAGUAUGGCUGGUAUGAUUUCAAUUUUUUGAAUUUAUUGAGACUUGCUUUAUCUCCAAGCAUAUGGUCAAUCAUAGAGUAUGUUCUGUUCACAGACGAGAAGAAUGUAUAAUCUGUGGUUGAUGGGUGGAAUGUUUUGUAGAUGUCUAUUAGGUCCCAUUGGCUAAGUGUUGAAUUGAAUUCCAAAAUGUCUUUGUUAGUUUUCUGACUUGAUGAUCUGUCUAAUGCUCUCUUUGGGGUGUUGAAAUCCCUACUAGUAUUGUUAACCAUCUAAGUCUUUUCAUAGGUCUAGAAGUACUUGUUUUAUGAAUCUGGGUGCUCCAGUGUUUGCUAUGUAUAUAUUUAGGAUAGUUUAGUGUUCUUGUUGCAUUGAACAUUUUAUCAUUAUGUAUUGCCCUUCUUUGACCUGUUUUAUUGCUGUUGGCUUAGGCAGUCUGGCCACUCCUUGGCACCAUUACAGUAGCCUCUACUGGGGCUAUGGCAGCUGAUGCCUAGCUGCUCAGGGAUCCAAGGCCUGUGCGGCUCCACUGGGCUUAAGUGGUACCCCUGCAAAGACUCCAGGCUGGUCUCUGUGUUGAUUUGGAGUUCCACUGAGGUCAAGGGCUUCUCCAUGCCCAGGAUUGCAAAGGUCCAUGGCAGAUGUUUGGAUCCCCUGGGAACUCUCACUCAUCAACCCUUUCCUGACUUUAGGGAACUUUCCCCAGGUCUAUACUGGUCCCAGGUGGGCAAGUCCUUGGCUUUGCUCCUCUAUUCUCUGUGAGUCCUCUUGCUUUCUUGUUGAAUCCCAACAUGACAUCUUAGAUGAUCUACUUGAAGUCGUAGUAUUUACUCACCACUUUGUUUUCUCUCCAUGAGAGCAGCAUAUACUAGCUACUUCUAGUCAGCCAUCUUGAGCACCUCACCUGUUUUCCAGAUUGGAAAACUGCCCAUAUCUGGGGAGCUCUGCAUUUUUCUUUAGAGUGCUUCACAGAUACUGCAUUUUUUACAAAUUAAAAGUUAGUGGCAACUCCAAUUCCAGCAAGUCUAUAGGCAUCAUUUUUCCGAGAACAUGUGCUCACUUUGUGUUUCUGUGGCACAUUUUGGCAAUUCUCACAAUAUUUCAAACUUUUUCAUUAUUAUAUCUGUAAUAGUAAUCUGUGAUCAGUUCUCUUUGAUGUUAUUAUUAUCAUUAUCUUGGGGCAACAUGAACUAUGUCCGUAUAAGAUGGUGAACUUUAUCAAUAAAUGUUGUGUGUGUUCUGACUGUGCUAGAGACCAGUUGUGGGGAUAUGUGAGGGCAGCCAUGUUGCCAGGCACAUGUGGGGAAAGGGGAAAACAAGGGAAAUCACCAUGUUUGGUGGACCCAGUUUCUAAUGGCCUUUAUUUGCAUAUGAAAGCUUGCCUGCAGGCUCUAAGAGCCGGGGCUUUCCUGUUAGACAAGAAACAUUUCUGGAGCUGCUUUAAAAGAAACAAAAACUUCCCAAGGACCCCUUUUCAUCUCUAUCUGCCUAAAAUAAUUUCUUAAUAACUCCUAUAACAAAAAUAUACUGCAAAAGGGUCAUACCUGAGAAGUCUGCUUGUUGGGUUGUGUUGAUUUAUCAUUAGUGAAUAAAGAUGAAAAUGCCAUCUAUUUCUUGGGAAAUUCUCUUGGCCUUCAACCAAAAAUGGUUAAAACAUAUCUUGAAGAAGAACUAGAUAAGUGGGCCAAAAUAGCAGCCUAUGGUCAUGAAGUGGGGAAGCGUCCUUGGAUUACAGGAGAUGAGAGUAUUGUAGGCCUUAUGAAGGACAUUGUAGGAGCCAAUGAGAAAGAAAUAGCCCUAAUGAAUGCUUUGACUGUAAAUUUACAUCUUCUAAUGUUAUCAUUUUUUAAGCCUACGCCAAAACGAUAUAAAAUUCUUCUAGAAGCCAAAGCCUUCCCUUCUGAUCAUUAUGCUAUUGAGUCACAACUACAACUUCACGGACUUAACAUUGAAGAAAGUAUGCGGAUGAUAAAGCCAAGAGAGGGGGAAGAAACCUUAAGAAUAGAGGAUAUCCUUGAAGUAAUUGAGAAGGAAGGAGACUCAAUUGCAGUGAUCCUGUUCAGUGGGGUGCAUUUUUACACUGGACAGCACUUUAAUAUUCCUGCCAUCACAAAAGCUGGACAAGCGAAGGGUUGUUAUGUUGGCUUUGAUCUAGCACAUGCAGUUGGAAAUGUUGAACUCUACUUACAUGACUGGGGAGUUGAUUUUGCCUGCUGGUGUUCCUACAAGUAUUUAAAUGCAGGAGCAGGAGGAAUUGCUGGUGCCUUCAUUCAUGAAAAGCAUGCCCAUACGAUUAAACCUGCAUUAGUGGGAUGGUUUGGCCAUGAACUCAGCACCAGAUUUAAGAUGGAUAACAAACUGCAGUUAAUCCCUGGGGUCUGUGGAUUCCGAAUUUCAAAUCCUCCCAUUUUGUUGGUCUGUUCCUUGCAUGCUAGUUUAGAGAUCUUUAAGCAAGCGACAAUGAAGGCAUUACGGAAAAAAUCUGUUUUGCUAACUGGCUAUCUGGAAUACCUGAUCAAGCAUAACUAUGGCAAAGAUAAAGCAGCAACCAAGAAACCAGUUGUGAACAUAAUUACUCCGUCUCAUGUAGAGGAGCGGGGGUGCCAGCUAACAAUAACAUUUUCUGUUCCAAACAAAGAUGUUUUCCAAGAACUAGAAAAAAGAGGAGUGGUUUGUGACAAGCGGAAUCCAAAUGGCAUUCGAGUGGCUCCAGUUCCUCUCUAUAAUUCUUUCCAUGAUGUUUAUAAAUUUACCAAUCUGCUCACUUCUAUACUUGACUCUGCAGAAACAACAAAUUAGCAGUGUUUUCUAGAACAACUUAAGCAAAUUAUACUGAAAGCUGCUGUGGUUAUUUCAGUAUUAUUCAAUUUUUAAUUAUUGAAAGUAUGUCACCAUUGACCACAUGUAACUAACAAUAAAUAAUAUACCUUACAGAAAA
This is a messenger RNA of Pan troglodytes (chimpanzee), 3593 nucleotides long. RefSeq names its product kynureninase (gene KYNU). Lineage: Eukaryota; Metazoa; Chordata; Mammalia; Primates; Hominidae. The transcript has 13 exons. The coding region runs from base 2300 to 3454 and encodes 384 amino acids. Gene Ontology annotation, biological process: NAD+ biosynthetic process. The record is from RefSeq and is a predicted model, not a curated record. Gene Ontology annotation, molecular function: kynureninase activity; pyridoxal phosphate binding. Gene Ontology annotation, cellular component: cytoplasm.